UCUCUCUCUCUCUCUCUCUCUCAUCACACAGAUUUCUCACAGAACCACACACACACACACACAUUCAGAGUGAGAAAAAACACAACUGUGUUUGUUGAGAAAAAAAAAGGUAAAUGCAAGAAAGAGAAUGAGUAAUCUGUUAUGCAGCAAUGGCCACUCAAACAGCUGCAUUAUCACCUUCUUAUUACAUCCAUAACUGCAAAUCCAGGCCUUCUUCACCUGCAGUUAUCUUGUCCCAAUCUACACCUUCUUACAAUCCUCUUGUUUUCCAGGCUGUACGGCUUUUGGGCCCGCCAGCAAGAUUCGAAGCUUCGAAGCUCAAAGUCUUGUUUAUGGGAGAAGAAGUCGACACUUCGACUAGAAUUGUGCCGAGAACUUAUACACUCUCCCAUUGUGACUUCACGGCUAAUUUAACUCUAUCCGUUUCCAACAUUAUCCAGCGCAAUCAGUUGACAGGAUGGUAUAGUAAAGACGACGUGGUCGCUGAGUGGACAGACGUGAACGGUGACCUGUUCCUGAACGUCCAUUGCCAUGUCAGCGGACCGAAUUCUUUAUCUGCCACCGUCGCAGAAUUCAGAUACCACAUUUUCUCCAAGGAAUUGCCUUUGGUUCUCGAGGCAGUGCUGUAUGGAGAUUCCGAUUUUUUCAGAGAGCAUCAAGAACUAAUGGAUGCUAUAGUGAGAGUGUAUUUCCAUUCCAGCUUCAAGAUGUACAAUCGUAUGGAAUGUUGGGGUCCGUUGAAGGACGCUGCCCUCGGAAUAGGAGUAGAUAAAAUAAAUGGAUAUUCAUCUGCAAGCAAGGAAAAUUCUCAUGCUCCUAAAUUUUGGGCAAGUCCAAAAUCAAUCCUCCAAGCACUCUUUACCUUCCUGCUCUGAUUUCUAUGUAUACGUCAUACGACGAAGAAGAAGUCGAAGAGUACGAUAUGAGACGAGCUUUUUUUGUCGAAUUUAUACUGCAAAAAUUUGCAAGAGUAUUUUUUUUUAUUGAAUUGUAUGUAAAUACUGGAGACAUAUUCUUAUUUCAAAGCCAA
Molecule: messenger RNA, 1030 nt
Organism: Erythranthe guttata (spotted monkey flower)
Lineage: Eukaryota; Viridiplantae; Streptophyta; Magnoliopsida; Lamiales; Phrymaceae
Product: STAY-GREEN-like protein
Source: RefSeq, a predicted model, not a curated record